This is a messenger RNA of Mya arenaria, 2552 nucleotides long. RefSeq lists its product as uncharacterized. Lineage: Eukaryota; Metazoa; Mollusca; Bivalvia; Myida; Myidae. The coding region runs from base 298 to 2139 and encodes 613 amino acids. The record is from RefSeq and is a predicted model, not a curated record. The transcript has 9 exons.
GAGCAUGUAAUGGCAGCUAUUGUGUGUUUUAGAGAGACAGGGUACUAGUCAUACGCUUUUAGUGUAAGGAAAUUGUUUGUUCUGCAACAUGCCGAUAUUUUAGGAGAAACGGAAAAAUGAAACAAUUGCGGAAAAAUCGACAUUUUAUCGAUUGUUAAUUGAUUAGGGAUUUUUGGAUUGACGCUGUUUAGGGUGAACCUAUACUGAAAUAUAAGCUUACAUAAUGCAAAUAAUGAUCAUGGUGUAAGAGAUUUUAAGCAUUGUAUUUUGAAUAAAUCGAAGGAAAUAAGUACGAUAAUGCGUUUGAAAAAACUGAGCGACUACCUCGCGCGGCUGUUCGAUUCGCCACCUGGCGAGCGUUCCAAGCGUGACAUCCAGGCGGUACUUCCGGUACUCACGAUGAAGACGCAGUGUCUACGAGAUCUGGACAAAGGCUCAGUGGUUGAACUACUGCAGAGUGCGCGGCUGGAGCGGAGACAACCGGACGAGUGUGUGAUCCGUCAGGGGGACGUCGGCGACACAUUUUACAUUAUCCUGAACGGAAACGUCUCAAUUUACGUCGAUCUCAAGAAGGACGAGAAGGCACUCAAGUCGCUCUCCGACGACAACCCGCAAUUCCCCCUUCCUCCUCCGGGCCGACGGUUCUCCAUGUCGACCGUAAUAUCCGAGCACGAGGGAGGCGAGGACCUGAUCACUGACCGACAGGAAGUUCCCCGUGGCCCGCGCAGCACGAGCAGUCGUCGUUCGAGGAAAGGAUCGGUGCACUUCACGCCAAAGUCGUCUGAAGGAAGGCGUCACGGGUCACAUGGACGGGAGAGACGGGGUGGUGGAGAUACGGACCGGAAGGACGAGAGGAGAGGCCGCCGAAAGUAUGGAAUGCCCGUUAACACGUUAGGCCGUUACCAGAACUUUGGCGAACUGGCGCUGUUAUACCCGAACCGUCAACGUAACGCUUCCGUCAUUGUAGAAGAACCAACGGAACUGCUUGUCAUUACGUAUGACAUAUUCCAACGGACGUUACAGACAAACUUGGAGCGUGACCUAGAUGAAAAGCGUCUGUUUAUCCAAACUCAUCCGUUCUUCUCACGCUGGACGUUCCACCUGCAGCGCCAACUACAGUGGUCCCUGGUCCGCUCCACCCACAGUAUUGGAGACAUAGUGAUCCGCCAAGGGGAUCCUGUGUCAGGGCUUACAUUCCUUGUUAGCGGACGUGCGCGGCUGGCGGCGGAACCGAUGAAGCACCGGCUGCAGUUUCCUGAACUCUUCGAGGAGCGCCGGAAGUCGCCUUUUGAACCCGCUGAGGCACCGUCGCCCCUGUUUCGGGAGGACAGUACUCUGCUUGAGCGCGCUGACAAUAUGCGGUACUCAAAAGGGCGAUUGCACAUGUUAGCCGGUAUGGAACCGCUUACGUACAUUCGGCGGACGGACGGAUAUGCAGCCGCCGAGAAAGUAGUCCAUGACAAACUAAUAGACCUUUGCAUAAUCGAAGAAGGCGAGGUACUCAGUGACUGUGAACUUCUAUUAGGGAUGAAGAAAAACAUGUUUAGUGUUAUUUGUACCAGUGCUUGUACACUAUUUCACCUUGAGUUGAAGAUAUUUGAUAGGUUAAUUUACAAGAAAAGUCCACAUACGCUGACAAUGAUAAAAUUUUUGGCUGAGAGGAAACUCACAAGGCGCUUAAGAUCCAAACAAGGUCAGCGAUUGCCAAUUCUUUCACCACUGCUACUGAGAAUUCUUGAUAUUCGCGUUGUGGAUCCAAAUGAAGAAAAGUCUGAUGAACAUAAACUUGCCUUUACUCCUUCAAAGACAGUUAUGUUACCUCGAACGCCAUUGGCUCCCAAACGACCGGAGCGAUCCAAAACGGUACUCAUUGAAUGGUUCGUGAAAGGGAAAACUCCCUUGCUGCAACCAAUCAACAGUGACGCUAUAUAUUACCGAGAAAUGAUACAAAAGCGCGCGAGAUUUAGAGAUAGCGAACGAAAGCGAGGCCCACCGGAUCAAAGAGAGGCCAAGUCGCUUGGCAGGAGAAUUAAGGACUCAUACUGGUUCAAUUUAAGGGAGAAACGAAAGGCAGUCAACACGAUGAAAAGACUUAAGUUGGAACAUUCUGAGGUCACUCAAGCAUCAAGGUGGAAAUAGUUGAAUAACCCCAGAGUCCUGAUUACUGUCUAAUGACUUCUAUAUACGAUACUAUCCGUUAACUGAUUUCGAAUGUCGUGGACAUCAUUAAGGAAGUGGUUAUAGAAAUAUACAUUUGUGUAUUAACGUAUACUUGAAUUAUUUGUGCUUGUUAAUAUGCUUUUUUCUAUGUUAAAAUAUAAAUGUGUAAAUGAAGAGGUAGUUACCUUGGUAUCCAAUUCAUAGAUGUUCUAGUUGAUCAUAAGUCAAGUCAAAGCUUUUUUCUGCAUAGUUAAUUAGAAUAUUGCCGAUACACAAAGCGCAUACUAGAUGGUAUUAACGACAACAAAAUAGAGUGAAAUAUAAACUUGAAUUUAAUAUGAAAUUAUUUUUACAACAUUUUAUCAUAAGGAGAAAGUAUGAACCACAGCUAU